AAAAAUUUUGAAUAUUUCAAGUACCUACCUAUAGCAUAGCUACUGCUACAGUCAGUCGAUAGGUUAAUCCCACCUUUGUGGCGAAACUAUGUAGUGACAUUGAAAUUUGUAUAAUGAUCAUAACGUGAAUUAUUCUAAAAACGGUCGUGGAACUGCUUAUUUACAACGGCAGUCGAUGAUUUUUAACGCCCUGUAUAAUGGUUUCAAAGAUCGUAGUGCUACUUUUGCUAUUUUCCGUGGUAGACAAAGGUACGUCUUUGGAAGAGAUUAAAAAUCAAACUUUGGAGGCGUACGGAUUAGACGAUUAUUUGGAGGGGCUUUUUAAAGAUAAGGGAUGGAACGGAACUUGGGUUUCUGAUACUGAUUUUAUCGUUAAGGAUUGGGAUAGUAACAUUCAUAAUGUCGACGUCAAGAGCAAUGAAGCAAAAAUAUUAAUAAACGGCGAACUGAUAAAAGAAUACCGAGGUAGUUCGAUAUCUUUAACCAGCAAUUUAAAAUAUGCUUUAAUUAAAUACAAUGCAAAGGCGAUCUAUCGACACUCGAGAACUGCUCAGUAUGCAGUAUACGACAUUGAGAACAAAGAAUUUCACGUUUUACACAACAAGAAACAUCUACAAACAGCACAGUGGGCACCGCAAGGAAUUGGUUUAGUGUACAUCUUCGAAAACAAUAUUUAUUACGUUGCCACAAUUAGUGACAUUCCUAAACCAAGGCAGAUCACAAAAGAUGGAGCUACUGGAAUUAUCUUCAAUGGCGUUCCAGAUUGGGUCUAUGAAGAGGAGGUAUUGGGAUCAGGAUCGGCGCUUUGGUUUUCUCCCAACGGAAAGUACUUGGCAUUCGGCAGUUUUGAUGAUCAGAGAGUGUUGGAUUAUCACUAUAUGGUUUACGGCACUCCGGGAGACAUUAAAGAUCUGUAUCCGACAGUAGUGUCGCUGAAGUAUCCCAAGGUGGGCACUAACAAUCCAACUGUCAAAGUUAAAUAUGUCAACUUAGAGGACCCGUCCAGUAAGGUAUCGGAGCUUCGGGAAAUUAUACCAACUCAUGUGGUCAGUUCAGAUUAUAUACUUCAAGAUGUGGCAUGGGCGAAUGACACCAACGUCGUGGCAGUUUCUUUAAAUAGGCUACAAAAUGUGGCUGCGGUGUUUGGAUGUAACAUUCUCAAUCAGUUCUGUUAUGAAAUGUACACCUCCCGACAAGAUGGGGGUUGGUUGGAAGUAAAAAUGCCGACUAUCAUUAACAAUGGAGCGAAUUACCUCAUUCUAUCCGCAGAGCCGGAAGGAAAUGAUUUUUAUCAACACAUGUCCAUUGUGUACGGAAGAGAUGUAUCGCAGAAACAAAGACUUACAUUCGGAAGACGGGUGGUUAAUUCGAUUUACGGUUUCGAUGAGGAGCGGAGCUUGAUAUAUUACUGGGGUACAGCGAAUGACAAACCAUACCAUCGACAUGUGUACGUUUACAACUUAACUGGAAAUACUGAGAACUGUUUGAGUUGCGAUAUGGAAACACCAGAAGGAUUAUGCGAAGUGGCCAGUGCAUCUUUUAGUAAAAAGUUUUCUUAUGUCGCCCAAAUAUGCAGUGGACCAGGCCCUAAAGUUGUACAAGUUCAGAAUCUUGAGUCUCGCAAGUACUUCGUAUGGGAAAACAACACUAUCGUACGAGAGCGAUUAGCCAAAAAGCUUCGGCCUAUACGAAAAACCUUAAAAGUCCCUCUGAUAGGUGGAUUAUACGCUACAGUGCGACUGUUACUACCUCCGACGUUAAACAAGAAAGAAAACAAGAAGUAUCCCCUGAUUGUUAACGUGUACGCCGGACCCAACUCAAACAGGGUGGUCAAUACGUAUUCUCAGGGAAUAGAAAAUUACUUCGUCACAAAUCAUAGUUAUAUCUACGCAUAUAUAGACGGAAGAGGUUCUGGUAACAACGGUAACACGCUGCUAUUCCAAAUUUACAGAAGGCUAGGCACGGUGGAGAUUGAAGAUCAAAUUGAAGUUACGAGGUAUUUGCAAAACAAAUACAAAUACAUCGAUGCUGACAAAACGGCAAUUUGGGGUUGGAGCUAUGGCGGAUUCGCCGCCCUUUUGGCGCUACUUCGAGAUACAAGAAACGUGUUCAAAUUAGCAAUUGCUGUUGCACCGGUCACUAGCUUCUUAUACUACGAUACGAUCUACACGGAAAGGUACAUGGGAUUACCUACAGAAGAUGAUAAUGCAGUAGGAUAUCAAAACGCAGAUAUAAUGACUCAAGUGGAAGGACUAAGAAAUAAACUGUUUCAUAUCUUCCAUGGGAAUGCCGAUGAUAAUGUACAUUACCAACAGUCGAUGAUGUUAGCGAAAGUACUUGAAAGGGCCGACAUUAGAUUCUUCCAGCAGAGUUAUCCCGACGAAGCUCACAGUUUGAUACACGUCCAUCGGCAUCUUUUUCACACGAUGAGUAAGUUUUUCGAUUAUGGAUUCAAAAAUCAACAUUUGAAAACUUGGAAAUUACGGAAGGUUAAAGUAGCAGAUAUUAAUUCCACUGUAAAUAAAGUAUAGCUUUAAAUAAAGGUAUUUUUGUUUAGUA
Molecule: messenger RNA, 2559 nt
Organism: Photinus pyralis (common eastern firefly)
Lineage: Eukaryota; Metazoa; Arthropoda; Insecta; Coleoptera; Lampyridae
Product: venom dipeptidyl peptidase 4-like
Exons: 15
Coding region: 198-2531 (777 amino acids)
Biological process (GO): proteolysis
Molecular function (GO): dipeptidyl-peptidase activity; serine-type peptidase activity
Source: RefSeq, a predicted model, not a curated record